GUGGUAGAGUCCCCUGGCGGGGCGCGGCGGUGGUAGGUGUUGCCCUUCGGGAUUCCCGAGUUGACGUGGCUUAAAUUUGGGAGGGGGGCAGCUGGAGCCACGGGCGGCAGCCUCUUUCAGAAAUGCUGAGUCGUUUGUCAGGAUUAGCAAAUGUUGUUUUACAUGAAUUAUCAGGAGAUGACACUGAUCCAAAUAUGAGGGCUUCCUUAGAUCCUGGAUUACCACAAGAAUUGGACAUGGAAUUGAAUGAUAAAACCCAAGAGGAUGUUCUGGAACGCCUGGCUUACACAGAGCAGUUGGUGGUGGAGCUAAAAGAACUCAUUAGACAGAAGGAUACUGAACUGCAGCAGAAGGAUGAAGUUCUGCAGGAAGAAAGAAAAGCUGCUGAUAACAAAAUAAAAAACCUGAAACUUCAUGCUAAGGCCAAAUUAACUUCUUUGAAUAAACACAUAGAAGAAUUGAAGGCACAAGGAGCGAUUGCUUUGCCAACAGGAUCUCAGUCAGAGGAGCAACUCUCCAAGCAUGACAAGAGUUCCGCGGAGGAGAUGGAAGUAGAAAAGAUAAAGUGUAAACUCCAGGAGAAGGAGGCACUAAUUAGCAGUUUGCAAGCCCAGCUGACCCAGGCACAGGCAGAGCAAGCUGCACAGUUUGAUAAAAGUUCAACAGAGAUGGAAGAAUUUUCAGUAUUGAAGCAACAGCUCCAAGAGAAGGAGGAACUCAUUAGCACUUUGCAAGGCCAACUCAGCCAGACACAGGCAGAGCAAGCUGCUCAGCAGGUGGUCCGAGAGAAAGAUGCCCGCUUUGAAACACAAGUUCGUCUUCAUGAAGAUGAGCUUCUUCAGUUAGUAACCCAGGCAGAUGUGGAAACAGAGAUGCAACAGAAACUGCGGGUAUUACAGAGGAAGCUUGAAGAGCACGAAGAAGCCUUGUUGGGCCGUGCUCAGGUUGUGGACCUGCUGCAACAGGAGCUGACUGCUGCCGAACAGAGAAACCAGGUUCUCUCUCAGCAGUUACAGCAGAUAGAAGCUGAGCAUAAUACUUUAAGAAACACUGUGGAAACAGAAAGACAGGAGUCCAAGAUUCUGAUGGAAAAGAUGGACCUUGAAGUGGCAGAGAGAAAAUUAUCCUUUCAUAACCUGCAGGAAGAAAUGCGUCAUCUACUGGAACAGCUUGAGCAAGCAGGUAAAGCGCAAGCUGAACUUCAGUCCCGGUACAGUGCUUUGGAGCAGAAGCACAAAACAGAAAUGGAAGAGAAGACCUCUCACAUUUUGAGUCUUCAAAAGAUUGAGCAAGAACUACACUCUGCCUGUGAUGCUCUAAAGGAUGAAAAUUCAAAGCUUCUCCAAGAGAAGAGUGAGCAGGCACUUCAUUCAGCCCAGGCCAUUCAGCAGCUGGAAGAGCAACUCGAGCAAAAAUCCAAGGAAAUUAGCCAAUUUCUAAAUAAACCAACUUUGCAGAAUGAUGAAACAGCAACUCAGACUUCUUUCCCAGAUAUUUAUAAUGAGGGUGCACAGGUGAUCACUGAGGAGAAUAUUGCCUUUUUGCAUAAGAGAGUGGUAGAACUAGAGAAGGAAAAGGGGGCCUUGCUCCUUAAUUCCAUAGAACUGGAGGAACUGAAAGCUGAGAAUGAAAAACUAUCUUCUCUGAUUACUCUCCUGGAGGCUCAGAAUAGAACUGGAGAGGCACAUAGAGAAGUCAGUGAGGUCAGCAUGGUUGAUAGUACCAGGCUCAACAAGAGCAACUCUUCUGCUGAGGAAAGUGGACAAGAUGUCCUAGAGAACACCUUUUUUCAGAAACAUAAAGAACUGUCAGUUUUACUGUUGGAAAUGAAAGAAGCUCAAGAGGAGAUUGCAUUUCUUAAGUUGCAGCUCCAGGGCAAAAGGGCUGAGGGGGAUCCUGAGGUCCUUGACCAGAAAGAAUUGAAACAGAUAGAAAGUGAAGGAAAGCCUUCAGUUGCAAUGAAAAUAUUACUUGAAGAUACAGGGCAACAUUUUCCCCCAAUGUCAAAUGAAGAGAGCAGUCUUCCAGCAAUUGGAAAAAAAGAGGAGAUGAGCUCUGAACAUCAAAAUAGAAUAUCUGAGGAAAUAUCUUUAAAUGACACUGGAAUAGAAUUGAAAUCAACAAAACAUUAUGAUGUUGAUAAUGCCCCUUGUGCUGUACCAGGCAUUUGUCAGUGUCACCAGGAUGAAUUGGAAACACUAAAAAGUCAAAUUUCGGAGCUCAAGAUUAGCUUUCAUAAAGCAGAAGAAACAUAUGGGAAAAAUUUAGAUGAGAAAGCUAAGGAAAUAAGCAAUUUAACUCAGUUGGUUGAGGAGUUUAAGAAAAAUGCUGAAGACUCCAACAGUGCACUCACUGCUUUGUCUGAAGAAAGAGACCAGCUUCUCUCUCAGGUGAAGGAACUGAGUGUAGUAACAGAGCUGAGGGCUCAGGUAAAACAGCUGGAAGUGAACCUUGCAGAAGCAGAAAGUCAAAGAAGACUUGAUUAUGAAAGUCUAACUCAUCACAACUUGCUUACUGAACAGAUCCACAGUCUCAGCAUAGAAGCCAAAUCUAAAGAUGUGAAAAUUGAAGUUUUACAGAAUGAAUUGGAUGGUGUACAGCUUCAGUUUUCUGAGCAGAGUACACUGAUAAAAAGCCUACAGAGCCAGCUACAGGAGAAGGAAUGUGAGGUGCUUGAGGGGGUAGAGCGUCUGAGGGAUAUCACAAAUAAGAUGGAAGAACUUUCACAGGCUCUUUCACAGAAGGAACUUGAAAUAGCAAAAAUGGAUCAACUCUUACUGGAGAAAAAGAGAGAUGUGGAAACCCUCCAACAAACCAUUGAAGAGAAGGACCAGCAAGUGACAGAAAUCAGCUUUAGUAUGACUGAGAAAAUGGUUCAGCUUAACGAAGAGAAGUUUUCUCUUGGGGUUGAAAUUAAGACUCUUAAAGAACAGCUGAAUUUAUUAUCUAGAGCUGAAGAGUCAAAAAAAGAGCAAGUAGAAGAAGAUACAGAAGUUGUUUCUGGUCUUAAGCAGACUUUUGAUGAGUUGAGCCCAGCAGGGCUAGUAAGUAAAGAAGAACUUCAGCAUGAGUUAGACUUUGUAAAGAAGGAAAGUGAGCAGAGAAAGAGAAAGCUCCAGGCAGCUCUUAUUAACAGAAAGGAACUUCUACAAAGAGUCAGUAGAUUAGAAGAGGAAUUGGCCAAAGUGAAAGAUGAAUCUAGGAAAGAGGUCCCAUUCAGUGAGAAUGAGAAGAGAGAAAUAGAGAAAGAUAAAGAAAAUAAAGAAGACUCAGAAAAAUGUGUUACUUCUAAGUGCCAAGAAAUAGAAGUUUCUUUAAAACAGACAAUAUCUGAGAAAGAAUUAGAACUAGAGCAUUUAAGGAAGGAUUUGGAAGAAAAGGCAGCAGUUGAAGAAGAGUUACAGGCUCUGAUCAAACAGAUGAAUCAGAACUUCCAAGAUAAGGUAAACCAAAUAGAUUUGCUCCAAGCGGAAAUCAUUGAAAACAAAGCAAUUAUCCAAAAGUUAACCACAGGUAACAAGGAUGCAGGUGAUGGAGGUUCAGCAGAACCUGUAAAAGAAACAGUUGUGAGCAGUCCACCUGGUGCAGGUGGUGGAGAACACUGGAAACCAGAACUGGAAGAAAAGAUAUUGGACCUUGAAAAAGAAAAGGAACAACUUCAAAAGAAGCUACAGGAAGUGUUAACCUCUCGCAAGGUGAUUCUUAAAAAGGCACAGGAGAAAGAAAGACAUUUUAGGGAGGAGCUAAAGCAACAGAAAGAUGACUAUAAUCGCUUGAAAGAACAGUUUGAUGAGCAAAGUAAAGAAAAUGAGAACAUUGGAGACCAGCUAAAGCAACUCCAGAUUCAAAUAAGGGAAUCGGUAGACAGAAAACUCCCAGGCACUGACCAGCAGGAACCAGGCUCUCCCACUCAAGGUUUAGAAGAACAUUUAUCCAAAGCCAUUGAGCAGCAACCUGCUGAACCUAUUUUAGAAUCUGACUUGUGCCCAGACAGGCCUCAUCCUGGAGAUGCAAAUGCUCUGAAGGACAAUACUUCUGUUGCCCAGAUUAAGACCCAGCUCAAAGAAAUAGAGGCUGAGAAAGAGGAGUUAGAAUUGAGGGUUAGUUCUACAACAAGUGAACUUACUAAAAAAUCAGAAGAGGUAUUUCAAUUACAAGAGCAGAUAAAUAAACAGAGUUUUGAAAUCCAAAGUCUGAAAACAGCAUCCCAUGAAGCUGAAGCCCACACCAAAAGCCUGAAGCAGAAAUUAGAAAGCAGUCAACUAGAAAUUGCUGGAUUAGAACAUUUAAGAGAAUUACAGCCUCAACUAGAUGAAUUGCAAGAACUCAUAAGCAAAAAGGAAGAAGAAGUUAGAUACCUUUCUGGACAGCUUAAUGAGAAAGAAGCAGCUCUAACUAAAGUACAGACAGAGAUAAUAGAACAAGAGGAUUUAAUUAAGGCUCUGCAUACACAGCUGGAAAUGCAAGCCAAAGAACAUGAUGAAAAGAUAAAGCAUUUACAGGUGGAACUUUGUGAAAUGAAGCAAAAAUCAGAAGAGACUGGAGAAGAAAGUAAAGCAAAACAACAAAUACAUAGGAAACUGCAAGCUGCCCUCAUUUCCCGAAAAGAAGCACUAAAAGAAAACAAAGGUCUCCAAGAGGAGUUGUCUUUAGCCAGAGAUACCAUUGAACAUCUCACUAAGUCUCUGGCAGAUUUGGAAAACCAAGUUUCUGCUCAAAACCAAGAAAAAGAUACUUUCUUAGGAAAGUUAGCUCUUCUUCAGGAAGAAAGAGACAAACUUAUUACUGAAAUGGACAGAUCUUUAAUGGAAAAUCAAAGUCUCAAUGGUUCCUGUGAAAGUCUAAAAUUAGCUUUGGAGGGUCUUUCUAAAGACAAAGAAAACCUAAUGAAGGAAAUUGAAUCUUUGAAAUGUUCUAAUAUUGCAGAAAGCACUGAGUGGCAGGAGAAACACAAAGAGUUACAAAAAGAAUAUGAAAUUCUUCUGCAGUCCUAUGAGAAUGUUAGUAACGAGGCAGAAAGGAUUCAGCAUGUGGUGGAAACUGUGAGGCAAGAGAAACAAGAACUAUAUGGCAGGCUAAGAAGCACAGAAACAAACAAGAAAGAGCUGGAAAAACAGUUGCAGGAAGCUCAACAGGAAAUGGAAGAAAUGAAAGAAAAGAUGAGAAAAUUUGCUAAAUCUAAACAGCAAAAAAUCCUAGAGUUGGAAGAAGAGAAUGACCGACUUCGAGCAGAGGCACACCCUGCAGGAGGUCCAUCUAAAGAUUGUAUGGAAGCACUUCUUUCUUCCAAUUCCAACAUGAAGGAGGAACUAGAAAGGGUCAAAACAGACUAUAAAACGCUUUCCAAGGAGUUUGAGGCUUUAAUGACUGAGAAAGACUCUCUAAAUGAAGAGAUUCAAGAUUUAAAGCAAAGGAUAGAAGAUAAUGAAUCCAAACAAGUUAUUCUAGAGGCCCCUGAGAAACCUGAUAACCAGAUGCAUAUCAUUGAAGAGGCAAGCCAGUCUGUCCCAGGUGAGGCUAAUGAGGAAAACUCUUCAAGUAGGAGUACAAGGCCUGAAUAUUCAGAAUCCAUUCUACCAGACACCAAUGCCAAUCCUGGUACAAGUGAGAAUGUCAGCUCACAUGAUGAAAUUAAUAACUACCUACAGCAGAUUGAUCAGCUCAAAGAAAGAAUUGCUGAAUUGGAGGAGGAAGAACAAAAAGAAAAGGAAUUUAACCAGACUUUAGAAAAUGAGAGAAAUGCUUUACUGAGUCAAAUAUCAGCAAAGGAUGGUGAACUAAAAGUGCUUCAGGAAGAAGUAACCAAAAUAAACCUUUUAAAUCAGCAAAUUCAAGAACAACUUGCCAGAGUUACCAAGCUCAAAGAGAUAGCAGAAGAAGAGAAAGAUGAUUUGGAAGAGAGGCUUAUGAAUCAACUAGCAGAACUUAAUGGAAGCAUUGGGAAUUAUUAUCAGGAUGUUACAGAUGCCCAAAUGAAAAAUGAGCAACUAGAAUCUGAAAUGCAGAACCUUAAAAAGUGUGUGAGUGAAUUGGAAGAAGAAAAGCAGCAGUUAGUCAAGGAGAAAACUCAGGUGGAAUCAGAAAUCCGAAAAGAAUAUUUGGAGAAAAUACAAGGUGCUCAGAAAGGACCUAGCAAUAAAAGCCAUGCAAAGGAACUUCAGGAACUGUUAAAAGAAAAACAACAAGAAGUAAAGCAGCUACAGAAGGACUGCAUCAGGUACCAGGAGAAAAUUAGUGCUCUGGAGCGAACUGUUAAGGCCCUAGAAUUUGUUCAAACUGAGUCCCAAAAAGAUUUGGAAAUAACCAAAGAAAAUUUGGCUCAAGCCAAGGAACACCGCAAGAAGGCAGAAACAGAAUUAGCUAGCUUCAGAGUACUGCUAGAUGACACUCAAAGUGAAGCAGCAAGGGUCCUAGCAGACAAUCUCAAGUUGAAAAAGGAACUUCAAUCAAAUAAAGAAUCAGUUAAAAGCCAAAUGAAACAAAAGGAUGAAGAUCUUGAGAGAAGACUGGAACAGGUAGAAGAGAAACAUCUGAAAGAGAAGAAGAAUAUGCAAGAGAAACUGGAUGCUUUGAGUAGAGAAAAAGGCCACUUGGAAGAAACAUUUGGAGAGAUUCAGAUUACUUUGAACAAGAAAGACAAGGAAGUAAAACAACUUCAGGAAAACUUGGAUAGUACUGUGGCCCAACUUGCAGCUUUCACUAAGAGCAUGUCUUCCCUCCAGGAUGAUCGUGACAGGGUAAUAGAUGAAGCUAAGAAAUGGGAGAUGAGGUUCAGUGAUGCUAUUCAAUCUAAAGAAGAAGAAAUUAGACUCAAAGAGGAGAAUUGCAGUGUUCUAAAGGAUCAACUUAGGCAGAUGUCCAUCCAUAUGGAGGAAUUGAAGAUCAACAUUUCCAGACUUGAACAUGACAGGCAGAUUUGGGAGUCUAAGGCCCAGACAGAGAUCCAACUUCAACAGAAGGUCCGGGAUACUCUUCAGGGGGAGAACAAAGAACUUCUGUCCCAGUUGGAAGAGACUCGGCAUCUAUACCACAAUUCUCAGAAUGAAUUAGCUAAAUUAGAAUCAGAACUUAAGAUUCUCAGAGACCAGUGGACUGAUUUAAAUAAUUCUUUAGAAAACUGUAAGGAAAACAAAGAAAAUUUGGAAGGGAUCAUAAAGCAGCAAGAGGCUGAUAUCCAAAAUUAUAAGUUCAGUUAUGAACAGCUAGAGACUGAUCUUCAGGCCUCCAGACAACUGACCAGUAGGCUGCACGAAGAAAUAAACAUGAAAGAGCAGAAGAUUAUAAGCCUGCUUUCUGCCAAGGAACAGGCAAUCCAAGAAGCUGUUGCUGAACUGCAUCAGCAGUAUGAUAAAGAAAUUAAAGAAUUGGAAAAGCUGCUGACCCAGGAGGAAGAGGAGAAUAUUGUCUUAGAAGAAGAAAACCAAAAAGCUGUUAUCAAAACCAAUCAGCUGAUUGAAACACUGAAGACUAUCAGGAAGGAAAACACACAGCGGAAGGCUCAGUUGAAUUCCUUCGUUAAAUCUAUGUCUUCUCUCCAGGACGACCGAGACCGCAUAGUAUGUGACUACCAAAAGCUGGAAGAGCGACAUCUCUCUGUAAUCUUAGAAAAAGACCAGCUCAUCCAAGAGGCUGCUGCUGAGAAUAAUAAGCUUAAGGAAGAAAUGCGAUGCUUGAGAAGUCAUAUGGAUGAUCUUAAUUCUGAAAAUGCCAAGCUAGAUGCAGAACUGAUCCAAUACAGAGAAGACCUGAACCAAGUGAUAUCAAGAAAGGACUACCAGCAAAAACAACUCAUUGAAGCUCAAGUUCAGCAGAAUAAGGAGCUGAAAAAUGAGUAUGCUAAAUUAGAAGAAAAACUGAAGGAGUCUGAGGAAGCAAAGGAGGAACUACAGAGGUCCUCUGUUGCCCUACAGGAGGAGAAACAAGGUUUAUCUAAAGAGGUUGAGAGCUUGAAAGUAUCUAUAGCCCAACUGAACAGAGAAUUGACAGCCUUGCAAGAAGAAGGCACUUUAGGACUAUUUCAGGCCCAAUUAAAAGUAAAAGAAGAAGAGGUACAGAGGUUAAGUACUACUCUUUCCUCCUGUCAAAAUAGAAUUACAGAACUGGAAGAGGAAUUGGUUCAUGUUCAGAUAGAAGCUGCCAAGAAAGUAGGUGAAAUUGAAGAUAAAAUGAAGAAGAAAUUAAAGCAUCUUCAUCAUGAUGCAGGAAUAAUGCGGAAUGAGACGGAAACAGCAGAAGAGAGGGUGGCAGAGCUAGCAAGAGAUCUGGUGGAGAUGGAACAGAAAUUACUCAUGGUCACCAAAGAAAAUAAAGAUCUCACAGCACAAAUCCAGUCUUUUGGAAGGUCUAUGAGUUCCCUACAGAAUAGUAGAGACCAUGCCAAUGAAGAGCUUGAUGAACUGAGAAGGAAAUACGAUGCCAGUCUGAAGGAAUUGGCACAGAUGAAAGAACAGGGACUCUUAAGCAGAGAGAGAGAUGUGCUUGUUUCUAAAGCUGCCUUUCCAGUGAAUUCCACUGAGGAUGUCAGCUUGCCUCACCUUGAGAAACUUAACCAACAGCUUCUAUCCAAAGAUGAGCAACUGCUUCACUUGUCCUCACAACUAGAAGUUUCUUACAACCAAGUGCAGUCCUUUUCCAAGGCUGUAGUCAGUCUACAGAAUGAGAGAGAUCACUUGUUGAAUGAAUUGGAAAAAUUCCGCAAGACAGAGGAAGGGAAGCAGAGGUCUGCAGCCCAGUCCGCAACCAGCCCAGCUGAAGUGCAGAGUUUGAAAAAAGCUAUGUCAUCACUCCAGAAUGACAGAGACCGACUACUGAAGGAAUUGAAGAAUCUGCAGCAGCAAUACUUACAGAUUAACCAGGAGAUCACUGAGUUACGUCCAGUGAAGGCUCAACUUCAGGAGUAUCAAGAUAAGACAAAAACGUUUCAGAUUAUGCAAGAAGAUCUCAGGCAGGAGAACCUCUCCUGGCAGCGUGAACUACAUCAGCUCAGGAUGGAAAAGAAUUCCUGGGAAACUCAUGAGAGGAGAAUGAAAGAACAGUACCUUAUGGCUAUUUCAGAUAAAGAUCAGCAGAUCAGUCAUCUGCAAAAUCUUAUGAGGGAAUUGAGAUCUGCCUCCCAGACUGAGACCCUCAAAGUACAGUACCAAAGGCAGGCAUCCCCAGAGACAUCAGCUUCCCUAGAUGGGCCACAAAACCUAGUUUAUGAGACAGAACUUCUUAGGACUCAGCUCAAUGACAGCUUAAAGGAAAUUCACCAGAAGGAAUUAAGAAUUCAGCAACUGAACAGCAGGUUUUCUCAACUACUCGAAGAGAAGAAUACCCUUUCAAUUCAGCUGUGCAAUACCAGUCAGAGUCUUCGCGAGAACCAGCAGCACUACAGUGACCUUUUCAAUCACUGCGCGGUCUUGGAGAAGCAGGUCCAAGAGCUGCAGGCGGGGCCAUUGAGUUUGGAUGUUGCUCCAGGAGCUCCCCAGGAAAAGAAUGGGGCUCACAGGAAGAGUGAUCCUGAAGAACUGAGGCAGCCACCGCUAAGUUUUUCGGAAGCCCAAAAGCAGCUGAGCAGCACUAAACAGGAGGUGAACGAAUUGAGGAAGCUGCUGGAAGAAGAACGAGACCAAAAAGUGGCUGCUGAGACUGCCCUCUCCAUGGCCGAGGAGCAGAUCAGACGGCUGGAGCACAGCGAAUGGGACUCUGCCCGGACUCCCAUCAUCGGCUCCUGUGGCACGCAGGAGCAGGCAGUGUUAAUGGACCUCCCAGGCAACAGCUGUCGCAGAUCACGGAGUGGUGCUGGAUGGAAGCGGAUCCUACGUUCGCUCUUUUAUUCCCGGACCCGUGUGCCUCUGCUGGCUGCCAUCUACUUUUUGAUGGUUCAUGUCCUACUCAUUUUAUGUUUCACGGGCCAUUUAUAAACUUAGUUCUCACCUUUUGGAACACUACUCUUGGAAUUUGGAAUUCCCUCACCUCUAAUAUCAAAACCAUCAAUUCCAGUGGAAUAGUCAUCUUCCCACUUAUUACAGGUCCUCUCCCCAAGUCUCCACAGAAAGUGCCUGCAAAAACCGAAGUGGAUGGAGCACAGGUCAGAGCAGCAAGGACCAUUGAGUCUGCCUUUUUCUACUGCCUACGGCUAGGACAUUUUUGCAUAUCUGAGGAGGCCCCACAUUUGGUUGCUGGGCUUAACAUUUUUUCAGAUUCUGUCAGGCCUUGAUCUCUUGUGAAAGAUGCUGAGGAAUGUUUUCCAGCCAGGAGGGUGGCUCCAAUAAACCUAAUAAGCUGAAGUCCAGUAUCAUUCAUUUCUCCUGCUUCAGGGGGAAGGUGGAUCCGCCCUAACCAAGUUCUGGGGGACAUUACCCCAGGGAUAUCUGACUAAGUCAGGUCUCCUGGGUGGGAGCUGACGGGUUUUAGCUGUUGGAUCACAGGGAAUAUCUUCCUUGGCUGUUCAGACAUCAGUGGAGUAAGACCUGUGGUCCUGAACUGUAACGAUAGGAUCCCAUUGCUGAUGCCCUCUAUCACAUGUGGACCAAGGUACUGAGUGGCCCGUGCCUUUCCUUUCACUGAAAGGCAGGAAGAACUGCUUAUAGACGGGGGUUCAGAUGCUUCUCGUUCUGUGUUACCCGGAUAUGCCUCAAAUGUGGGCCCUACGACAGUACACUGGGAGCCAGUCCUAGGUGAGGCACAGGCUCUCAACCAGGGAGAUCUGGCUGCUCUGGAGACCACUCCUGCUUUGCUGUUGGUAACAGUUAUUCUACUUUUUCAACUUCAUAUUCAUCUGCCCUCUGUGGUAGCAGAGCUAAGGAAAAUGGAGGGAGAAUAUGGAGAAGACGGAAUAUUUAAAUCUAGGCCUGAGAAUGACAGCAGGAUCAGAUUUCCUUUGUGCCUCCUCCCCAGCCCCUCAACACCUACCUGUUGAUU
Molecule: messenger RNA, 10905 nt
Organism: Eptesicus fuscus (big brown bat)
Lineage: Eukaryota; Metazoa; Chordata; Mammalia; Chiroptera; Vespertilionidae
Gene: GOLGB1
Product: golgin B1
Exons: 22
Coding region: 123-9905 (3260 amino acids)
Cellular component (GO): endoplasmic reticulum-Golgi intermediate compartment; cis-Golgi network; membrane
Source: RefSeq, a predicted model, not a curated record